Lepisosteus oculatus (spotted gar) is the source of this 2015-nucleotide messenger RNA. The record is from RefSeq and is a predicted model, not a curated record. Lineage: Eukaryota; Metazoa; Chordata; Actinopteri; Semionotiformes; Lepisosteidae.
AUAUUGCAAUACAUUUCACAGGAGGCUUUGAUGCCAAAUCAUCUGGAAAUUAAAUCACAGGCAUAUGGCUUAAUCUAAAGGAAUGUAAUAGUGAGUGCAAGACUGAUUCAAUUACUGUAAUAUCGUAUUCAGGUAUAAAUGAAUGUACUCUAAACCUUUUAAGGGAGAUUGAAUUUGCAUGUUUUAACAUAUUUACAUAAUUCAGCACAAUUCAACUAGAUCUCAGGUUCAGAAAAACGUCGGGCCUGUAAUGAAUACAUAUAUAUGUCGAUAUUAUCUCUCAUAACUUAUCUGUCACCCGUUUUUUCAUUCAGAAAAUUCGGUUCUGCUAUUUUUAUAGCUCGCUGCGGAAGAGCAGACGAACGCCGGGCGUCAGGGCUCCAGUCGGGCGUGUCUCGGGUCCGACUCCGUCUCCUACACCUGCAGAUCUCAGUCCCGAGAGUAGCCGGGGUCGUGCAACUCCGGGUCCAGCCCAACUCUCGCCGGCUGCGCUUUCUUCCGCCCUGUCUUGCGUGAGCUCCUGCGGGGCGCUGGGCGAGCAUGCUCAUUGGGGCGCAGACGGGGGUUCCGUGGUUGUUUUGAAACGGCAGGCGGCGCGCUGGGUGGGGUGAGCAGACUCCGACUCCAGGCUGAGCAUUGAGCUCUGUAGCGGAGCGGACCCGUCCCGUUUGUCCGACAGCAUAGGGGAGAAGAGGAAAACCAGAACAAGACGAACGCGGGCGAGAUGGGGGAGCUGAGCGAGGACUCGUUGCUGGAUUACUUGCGUGCGGCGGGAGGGCGAGUGAAGAAUUCGGACCUGCUGAAGGCUUACAAAGAGUACAUCGGUCACAGCGACCAGCGGCUGCGCGCCACGUACAGGGAGCAGUUCAAAGCCAUCGUGGAUAAGAUCGCCGUGGUCAAGACAGCGGAGAACGGCGAGAAGCAGCUCGUGCUGAGGAAGAAGUUCGCCCCGCAGGGGCCCAGGCCUGCCGCGAGGGUGCAGUGGGACGGCGGGGAGGCCGCCGCGGGGUCAAGCCCUCAGGCGCAGGCCGGCACGCGGGGCGCAGCGGCGGGGAGCCCCAAGGAGCAGAAGAAAGCUGUCCUGGUCCCCUGGGAAAUGGCUCCUGCGAUCACUGUUGCGGAGACUCCGGAGCCCUCUCGGCCUGAGGAAAGGCCUGCCCCACCCCUGGCCCUGGAGCCGGACGAGCCCCCGGAGGCAGCUCCGCUCCGGAGAAUCCCCGAGGAUGGGAGAGCGGAGGAGCCCGGCGAGGAGUCGCCGACCCCCAGCCUGCAGGAGGAGGAGCCCGAGCCUGACGCGGUGUCAAAGUCGGAGUCGGAGCGGGACGACGACGGCUCGGGGAGCGUGGGGUCCCACGGGGUGGCGCUGGAUCCGCUGGAGAAGGAGUGGAUGCGCUCGGCAGCGUGCGGGCAGCUGGCCCACCUGGCCCAGCUCCUCAAGCAAGAGCCGUCCCUGGCCUGCAAGAAGGACUUCACCUCUUUUACGGCCCUGCACUGGGCUGCCAAGCACGGCCGGGAGGACAUGGCCGCCGCGCUGGCCGGAGCCGGGGCGGACGUCAACUGCAGAGCGCAUGGAGGAUACACUCCGCUUCAUAUUGCAGCCUUGCAUGGACACAGGCACAUCAUAGACCUCCUCAUCCAGACCUAUGGUGCCCGGGAGGACCUGCGAGACUACAGCGGGCACAAGGCUCUCCAGUACCUCGGCACGCAGGAGAUCCACAAGGAGGGAAGAGACCUGCAAUACCCGGUUCCUCAAGGCAGCGAGCGCAGGACCAAGAAACUGGGGUCCCUCUUCCAGCCGAAGACCGCGGGGGGCAGCACCAAGAAGAAGUGGGGCUCGGUGGAGGACCUGGCGGGCUCGGACGAAAAGGGGGGACCCCAACUGUUGAUCCCCCCCACGUUCAGGCCCAGGAAGUUCUCCCGCUAGAGUCGGGUGGGGGCUCAUGGCCGGACAGAGACCCCAGCCAGCACCGCACCGCCGAGCUCUGCCUGUCUGGGCCGGGCCGGGCUGUGCGUCC